Notolabrus celidotus (New Zealand spotty) is the source of this 4046-nucleotide messenger RNA. RefSeq names its product rac GTPase-activating protein 1. The coding region runs from base 130 to 2040 and encodes 636 amino acids. The record is from RefSeq and is a predicted model, not a curated record. Gene Ontology annotation, biological process: signal transduction. The transcript has 17 exons. Lineage: Eukaryota; Metazoa; Chordata; Actinopteri; Labriformes; Labridae.
AACAGUUAAUUGUUUCUAAGAGUUGGUUGGUCCAGAGGGAGGGGCUAAGACCUUAAAAACCUCUGUCCACCAUGUUUUUGGAGGAGUCUGAGAGUUGCUCUCUCUGAGUAAGAGCGAGGCGGGGACGUGAUGGGGGAGCCUCGGCUCAUCGUGGAGGAGCUGCUCGCUCUUUGUCUCCAGAGGGUCAACAUCGAGGCAAUCUCUGUCAACACUGAGCAGGAGGUGAUGGAGGUGGCAAAGAACUUUGAGUCUGUGAGGAAACGAUGGCUCCACGCUGAGCUGGAGCUGAAGAAGUUUAAGGAGCUGCUGGUGAAGUCUGACGUGGCCAAAGCUGCCUUAGAGGUCAAACUGAAACACGCCAGAAACCAGCUCGACGUGGAGAUGAAGAAACGCUACAAGGUGGAGGGAGACUACCAGUACCUGCAGAGGCAGAUGCAGCUCAUGUGCGACAUUCUGGUUCACGACAGCAGAUCGAGCGCUGCGCUGAACGACGAGCAGAAAUCUCUCCUCGCAACGUUCGAACAGAAAGGAGGGAACGCAACCCUGCAUCGCAGCAGCAAACGGUUAUCUGUGAUCGACGAGUCCUCCUUCCUGUCUCAUUCUGACAUCAGCUACGACCGCACAGAUGAUGACGUGGAUCUCGACACAACGGUUAUAAAACCUCUGAGAUCCCGAGUCCGAGAGAAACGACGCUCUUCCAUGGGUCCGUCUCUUUGCGUUCCAGCCGUGAAACGAGGACGUAGUGGGAACACUCCUGUUGAUCUGCUGGAGAGGAAACCUGUGGAGAAGGAGGAGCUGAACAUCCUCACAGCAUCUGCGACCGCUCUGGAGGCUGGAGGUCAGAUCCACAUGGUUCUGAGAAUCCCACAAGAGAACGUCGAGGACCCGACCAGGACUGUCACCCAGGAGUGUGCGCUCUCUCUCGGAGGAGACCAAACCUCUGUGUGGUUUCCUGCUGAUGAGACGACGGCUGAGACUGAAACCGAAACCCGUACAGAGAACAGAUCAACAGCUGGACCAUCGUACAUCUCCAGAGCAGAGAAAACCAGCAGACACAUCUUCCUGUCUAAAACGGUGAUCCGACCUGAGACCUGCUCCCCGUGUGGAAAGAGGAUUCGUUUUGGAAAGAUGGCGGUGAAGUGCAGAAACUGCCGCACUGUCGCUCAUCCAGAGUGCAAACAAAAAUGUCUGGAUGGUUGUUUGGUCGCUGCUACAUCAGGAGGUUCAGCUCAACAGAACUUGUUGGAGGAUUUUGCUCCAGUGGACCAUCCCCGAGUUCCUCAGCUGGUGGUGGAGUGUGUGGCUGAGAUCGAGAGGCGGGGCCUAGAGGAGAGAGGGCUGUACCGAGUUCCCGGAGGGGAACGUCUGGUGAAGGAGCUCAGAGACAGAUUCAUUCAGGGGAAAGCUCCGCUCAUGCUCAGCAAGGUCUCUGACAUUCAUGUGCUCUGUGGUCUCCUGAAGGACUUUCUGAGGAAACUGAAGGAACCUCUGAUCACUUUCAGACUGCACAGAACCUUCAUGGAGGCUUCAGAGCUGACUGAUGAAGAUAACAGCACAGCCGUCAUGUAUCAGGCCAUAGCAGAGCUGCCGAGGGCCAACAGGGACACCCUGGCCUACAUCAUGCUACACUUACACAAGGUGAUGAGGAGUCCUCGGUGUCAGAUGGAUCAGAAUAAUUUAGCCCGUGUUUUUGGACCGACAAUAGUGGGACACAGGAUGUCUGAGCCAUCUCCAACAACCAUCAUGAGAGAUACCAACACCCAGCCCAAGGUGAUUUGUCGCUUGUUGUCGCUCCCUGAAGCUUACUGGAGACGUAUCCUCUCUGUUCACUGGGAUAAGAUUUCGUCUUCAUCCUCUGGGACUCAGAGUCAGGACAUCGGACCCGGACGGUUGUUUAAACCCUUGACGUCUCCAGAGUUGAACACUUACAAUAAAACUCCCAGUUAUGGAUCUCUGAGAGGUCGGAUCAGGAAUCCCCCCAACAUUCCCACCAGCAGUCGAGAAGAACCAGGGAGAAGGUUCUUCACGUCACCGAGCUGAUCCUGAUCCAAGCAAUGACUACACUCCAAGGCUGACUCGGGUGUUUCAGGGUUAAUCCAGGCUGACUCGGGUGUUUCAGGGUUAAUCCAGGCUGACUCUGGUGUUAGGGUUAAUCCGGGCUGACUCUGGUGUUUCAGAGUUAAUCCGGGCUGACUCGGGUGUUUCAGAGUUAAUCCAGGUUGACCCGGGUGUUUCAGGGUUAAUCCAGGCUGACUCUGGUGUUUCAGGGUUAAUCCAGGUUGACUCGGGUGUUUCAGGGUUAAUCCAGGCUGACUCGGGUGUUAGGGUUAAUCCAGGCUGACUCGGGUGUUUCAGGGUUAAUCCAGGCUGACUCGGGUGUUUCAGGGUUAAUCCAGGCUGACUCUGGUGUUAGGGUUAAUCCGGGCUGACUCUGGUGUUUCAGAGUUAAUCCGGGCUGACUCGGGUGUUUCAGGGUUAAUCCAGGCUGACUCUGGUGUUUCAGAGUUAAUCCAGGCUGACUCUGGUGUUUCAGAGUUAAUCCAGUCUGACUCUGGUGUUUCAGAGUUAAUCCAGUCUGACUCGGGUGUUUCAGGGUUAAUCCAGGCUGACUCUGGUGUUUCAGAGUUAAUCCAGGCUGACUCGGGUGUUUCAGGGUUAAUCCAGGCUGACUCGGGUGUUUCAGGGUUAAUCCAGUCUGACUCGGGUGUUUCAGAGUUAAUCCAGGCUGACUCGGGUGUUUCAGGGUUAAUCCAGUCUGACUCGGGUGUUUCAGAGUUAAUCCAGGCUGACUCUGGUGUUUCAGAGUUAAUCCAGUCUGACUCGGGUGUUUCAGAGUUAAUCCAGGCUGACUCGGGUGUUUCAGAGUUAAUCCAGGCUGACUCGGGUGUUUCAGGGUUAAUCCAGGCUGACUCGGGUGUUUCAGGGUUAAUCCAGGUUGAUUCGGGUGUUUCAGGGUUAAUCCAGGCUGACUCUGGUGUUUCAGAGUUAAUCCAGGCUGACUCGGGUGUUUCAGGGUUAAUCCAGGCUGACUCUGGUGUUUCAGGGUUAAUCCAGGCUGACUCGGGUGUUUCAGGGUUAAUCCAGGUUGACUCGGGUGUUUCAGGGUUAAUCCAGGCUGACUCGGGUGUUAGGGUUAAUCCAGUCUGACUCGGGUGUUUCAGGGUUAAUCCAGGCUGACUCGGGUGUUUCAGGGUUAAUCCAGGUUGACUCGGGUGUUUCAGAGUUAAUCCAGGUUGACUCGGGUGUUUCAGGGUUAAUCCAGGUUGACUCGGGUGUUUCAGGGUUAAUCCAGGCUGACUCGGGUGUUUCAGGGUUAAUCCAGGUUGAUUCGGGUGUUUCAGGGUUAAUCCAGGCUGACUCGGGUGUUUCAGGGUUAAUCCAGGCUGACUCGGGUGUUUCAGGGUUAAUCCAGGUUGACUCGGGUGUUUCAGGGUUAAUCCAGGCUGACUCUGGUGUUUCAGGGUUAAUCCAGGUUGACUCGGGUGUUUCAGGGUUAAUCCAGGCUGACUCGGGUGUUAGGGUUAAUCCAGUCUGACUCGGGUGUUUCAGGGUUAAUCCAGGUUGACUCGGGUGUUUCAGGGUUAAUCCAGGUUGACUCGGGUGUUUCAGGGUUAAUCCAGGUUGACUCGGGUGUUUCAGGGUUAAUCCAGGUUGACUCGGGUGUUUCAGGGUUAAUCCAGGCUGACUCGGGUGUUUCAGGGUUAAUCCAGGCUGACUCGGGUGUUUCAGGGUUAAUCCAGGUUGACUCGGGUGUUUCAGGGUUAAUCCAGGUUGACUCGGGUGUUUCAGGGUUAAUCCAGGUUGACUCGGGUGUUUCAGAGUUAAUCCAGGCUGACUCGGGUGUUUCAGGGUUAAUCCAGGUUGACUCGGGUGUUUCAGGGUUAAUCCAGGUUGACUCGGGUGUUUCAGGGUUAAUCCAGGUUGACUCGGGUGUUUCAGAGUUAAUCCAGGCUGACUCGGGUGUUUCAGGGUUAAUCCAGGUUGACUCGGGUGUUUCAGGACUGAAAUGUUCUGAAUAGAAUAAAUAAAUAUUUUUCUGCUGCUGA